AUGGCUGAGAUCCUCGAGGGGAUCAAUGAGCUCCGAGAGCUACCCGAAGACCAGCAUCUAUUCUGCCCGCGCAUCGGCGCCAACGAUGGAUCGACCUACUACGAUGAAGACGUUGCAGGCGAACCAGAAGUCGACGCCACUGAACUCGAGGAACGGAGACUGAAGAUACGAGAAGCUGAGGAUCGUAAAUGGACAGUGCUCAAGUCCAUGGAAAUAUUGGCUUUCGAUGGCGACGAGGCCGCACCGCACAAGGAAUGGCUAACAAGCCGUCUCGACACACUCAUGCAGACCUGCGAUGUCUGCGUACGGGUGUUCUAUCAGUCGAGGGCAGAGUGGAGGACGCGGCUAAUCGACUCUUAUGAUGAGGACAACAUUGCCGACUUCUUGCAGGUGGUUGACAAUCAGUGCAUAGGGCGCAUACGAAGAGGGCUGGAUGAAUCGACUGAUGUUCUGCGUAAACUCGAGCCGGCAGAGCGUAAGAUCAGCAAGGUGCCAGUAUGGUGUACCUAUGCCUUCUUCGAGGCGCUAAGCUGCGAUUAUGUGGUCCGCAGCGAGGAAUUCCUUCAGCAGCAUUUUGAUGCGCCAUUCGACAUGGUGCAGACGAAGAAGCGUUUGAAAGUACAGACCUGUUUACCAGCCAUGACGCGCUUCUUGUUCUGUAGAAAUCCGAGGCGUCUCAAGUGGGCGACGGAGUCAUGGUCUACGUUCAAGCGCAACAUCAUCAAGUCCGAAUUCGAAUGGGCUGUGCGAGAUCACCUUGUAAGCGUCAUGAUGAAGGUCCAGAUGAAUAACCUUGACCUGUCGCUCGUAUCACUCUUCUGGAACGGUGCGCGACUCAUCAUCAGCAGAAUGGACCGAGACCUAAUCACCGACUGCAUCCGAGGUCUGGACGGAGACUUUUACCGCCUAAUGCUCGAUCAUCUUUCACUGCAGUCGGAGGGCUUCCUGGACUUGACCGCAACCAUGAAGCAGCUUUUAGAAACUUCCCCCGUGGAUUAUUGGGAGGGAAUGAAUGCUGUUACUCCGUCAAUCGCGACCGUGGUAGAGCAGGUGUUCAAUAGCCCGGUCUUGAACCAGCUGCUUCUUGCGGCGACUGCAACCGACAAGCAGAGCAUGGAUAACUUACAUGCUGCGUUCAGCUGGAUUCCGUCUCUCUUAUCGACAAUCAAGGAAUCCCAUCUUGGUCCUGCCAUUCGCCCCUUUGGCCACGCCCUGUUCGAACGCUUCCAGUCAGAUAGGUAUCCACGCGUCGCGAGAGACUUAUGCUUCAGAGAAGGUCUGAAGGUACUUGAUUACGCGUUCCGAAAAAUGGGACAGGGGAAAUCAAUUGACAAGUUCGUGGGUCAGCCCACUGUCAAUGGUAUGCUAGAUAUGCUCUCAAGGCACAUACAAGUACUAGUUUCGAGCCUCAAGCGAUUCAAGAACGAUCCAAACUUCCAGGAGGAUAUGCAGCUCGCGCUUUCUGUCAUCCAACAUGCCUUCCAGCUCGAGGCGCAGUCACUGAUUAUCGAGCGACAGCUCAUCUCAGCGAAACAGCCCUCGCCUACGGAGACGCCUCCUUCGAGUCCAAUUUGGAAGACAGUCUUGAAAGCGAUAGAUUCGCAGAGCCUGGAAUUGGCUACUCAUUUGUUGAUCGCUGGUCGAAAUCUGAUUGGUCUGGAACCGCUGCAAAUGAAGCCCGGAGUUGACAAGAUACCUGCGACUGUGCGGCAUUUCAAUAACCGCUUCGAACUCCUAUCUCAGUCUAUCACUGAUGUGGUCGACCGACUCUCGGAGUUCGACCCGACACAACUGCAAGCGCUGUUCGAAAAGCAGUCGGCUGCCAGCGCCAUUGUCUCGUUGCUUUUCUCAUCAACAGAGGGCACAAGGAAUUCGGCGAUCGAGCUCCUCAAGGUCAUCAGCUCGGAGGAAGAACGUAGUGACGCACUCCAGCACAUUCUCAAGGUUCACUACAGGAACGUCACUCAAGGCAUCUCUGACUCGAUUCGACAAGUCAGACACAAGAAGGCCUUCGCUCCCGCGCCAAGUAUGAUUAGAAUGUGCUCUGAAAUCAUCGAGGCGAUGUGCAACUCGCAAAAUGGAAUCCUGCGAGCUCGAGAGUUUACCUCUGACGAUGCUGGAGUCACGAUGAAUUUCUGGAAGAACCUCUGGGACUCCUUGACGAUGAUCUUCGCAACAACAGAGGCUUGGAGCAACCUGGGCUUUUACGAGAAGUCUAUGAUGAUGGACUUCUGCAGAAAUACGAUGGAAUUUGCCGACGCACUGUUCGAUCAAUGCAGCAUCUUCGCAACCGCCUUGAAAGGGGGCUCUGCCGAUGAAGAAGGUGCUCCUUCAAAGACUGCUCUACUUAGAGAGCUCUUGGCUCUCCCUGCGAAUGCCAUGGAUGGCCUGGUGAAAUGGCUGCGUCUUCGCGAUGAGUUCUUGUCGAGCAAAUCUACGACUUUGAUUAGCAAACUUCUUGACAGACUACAUGCUGUCUCUAUCGAAGUCGACAUCAAUGCGUUGACAUACAUGGAGAAGAUCCUUUCUGGCGAAGUUCGCGCGAAGCUUAGCGCUACUCAACAAGCUACGCUUCAACAGGCUCUCGAGAAGCAUCUUGGGCGUUCUCUUGUAAAGGAAGAGGAACCGGUAAAGCCAAAGCAGGCCUCCAUAAGCAAAUGGAUGUCUACUGGUGCGAUGCCGACGCCCUCGGAAGGCAAAGCGAAGCUGUUGGCUAGCUUGACCUCGGGUUCGAGCGCCUUCCAAGCCAAACGUGAGCAAAUGCGAGCUUCUGACGCCAAAGCUGCAAAGCUCAAGGCUAUGGAAGAUCAGAGGAAUGCUUCGUCAGAUGAAUUUAGGCGCAAGCGACAACUUGAGCUUGAGAGACGGAACAAGGAAAAAGAGGCUGCGAUUGUAAAGGCCAGAGCAGCAAGGGGCCUUGGAUCACACAACGCGGAAGCAGGCUCCGGUCUCGAGGGCCUGGGCGUCCUAGGCAAGGAUCAAGCAGCAAAGGGUGAGGGCCUGAUGCACUCCUCCGAUGAAUCCGAAGAUAGCGAUGGUGACAUUGACGAGGAACUUUUCGGGAUGAAGAAGGAGAAAGUAAAGACAGGCCCAAAAACCAAUAUUGUCAACGAGAUCAAAGUUCAGAUGCCUGUCAAGAAGAAACGAGUUCAAAGAUCCAUCAAGGAUAUGCGCGCUCGGCUGGCACCCGAUCUUGGCUCCUUGCACAGGGCUAUCCUAGGAUGGAACUAUUUCCAUGAUGGCGAUUUCCCGCCCAACUCGCGACCGGAAAUAUAUUCCAAAGUCCUCAGCACGUUCCGGACUCCAAAUGACUAUCAAUCCACAUUUGAGCCACUGUUGACUCUAGAAGCAUGGCAAGGUUUUGUCAAAGCUCGCGAGGAGAAUCAGGCAAGGCCAUACGAGGUCCGAAUCACGUCUCGAGCCAGUGUCGACGCAUUUCAGGAAAUAGGCAGUACAAUGACACAGAAAGAGAACCAGGAAGUCAUGAUCUCUGAAGGCGACAUCAUACUUUUAUCACAGUCAAAGUCCCCUUCUGGUAACGAGCCAACUUGCCUUGCAAGGGUGUACAAGGUCAAGAGAAAGAACCAACAUAUUGAGGUUUCAUACCGUGUGGUACCUGGCAACCCUCUUUCGGCCGCUCUGCAGCCAAACAAUAGCCUUUUUGGGACUAAGCUGCAGUCCAUUACCCCGCUUGAGCGCGAGUAUGGUGCGCUGAAGGGUCUCCAAUAUUACGAUCUCUGUGAUGAGAUUAUCCGGGCGAAACCCUCUCCACUCCUCACCUACAAAGACAGCCAGAUACAGCCGCUGAUCAACACUUACAACGUCAACAAUGCGCAGGCAAAGGCAAUCAAAUCAGCACUCGACAACGAUGCCUUCACUUUGAUUCAAGGUCCUCCCGGUUCGGGCAAGACCAAGACGAUUACUGCUAUUGUAGGGGCGAUACUUACCGACAGUCUCCGAACCCGCGGUACUACUAUCAACGUUCCUGGUCAGCAACGUCCCAACACGGCUACGAAGAAGCUAUUGGUUUGUGCGCCAAGCAAUGCUGCUGUAGAUGAGCUGGUUAUGCGUUUUAUGGAUGGCAUCACGACACUUAAUGGCGAAAAACGCAAUGUGAACAUCGUUCGUCUCGGUCGCAGUGAUGCCAUCAAGGUCGAAGUACAGGAGGUGACGCUCGAAACGCUGGUCGCAAAAAAGCUUAACCUGAAUUCUUCGGAUAGCAAGAAUGAUGCAGAAGCCAAGUCGAAGAUUUUCCAAGAACACAAAAUGAUCUCCGAACAGCUCAAGCAGGCGUACAUGCAACGAGACACUGGCGAGAUCAAGGGUGAAGCUGCUGCGAAGCUCGACGACGACAUCAAUGCCCUGAGAAGGAGGAAGACUGCGCUUGGGACCAAGAUCGAUAACGUAAAGGACGAGGAAAAGAUACAAAAUCGCACUGCAGAUUUGGAUCGAAGGCGGGCACAGGAGAGCAUCUUGAAUGAUGCGCAUAUCGUCUGUGCAACGCUCAGUGGUUCCGGUCACGAGAUGUUUCAGGGACUGAGCAUCGAGUUUGAGACUGUCAUUGUCGACGAAGCCGCUCAGUGUGUUGAGAUGAGUGCACUCAUUCCCCUCAAAUAUGGCUGUGCCAAGUGUAUCCUUGUCGGAGAUCCCAAACAACUUCCUCCGACUGUCUUUUCCAAGGAAGCAGCACGCUUCCAGUACGAACAGAGUUUGUUUGUGCGCAUGCAGAAGAACCAUCCUGACGACGUUCACCUCCUGGAUACGCAAUAUCGUAUGCACCCCGAGAUCAGCCUGUUUCCCAGCCAAACCUUUUACGACGGCAAAUUGUUGGAUGGUGGUGACAUGGCGGGAUUACGCAAGAAGCCGUGGCAUCAAAGCAUGCUCCUUGGUCCUUAUAGGUUCUUUGAUGUUCAGGGCCAGCAGGAAGCUGCGCCCAAGGGUCACUCGCUCAUCAACAUGAAGGAGAUCGACAUUGCUAUCCAAUUGUACACCCGGCUAAUCUCCGACUACCCUGACUACGACUUCAAGGGCAAAGUGGGCAUCAUCACACCAUACAAGAGUCAACUGAGAGAACUCAAGGCAAGAUUCAUGGCUCGGUUCGGGGAAAAGACGGAUGAGAUGAUCGACUUCAACACUACAGAUGCUUUCCAAGGUCGUGAGAGUGAAAUCAUCAUCUUCUCUUGUGUGCGAGCUUCUCCUGCCGGUGGAAUUGGGUUCUUGCAAGACAUUCGUCGUAUGAAUGUCGGUCUUACGCGUGCAAAAUCUUCACUUUGGGUUCUGGGUAACUCACAGUCGCUUAUGCGCGGUGAGUUCUGGAAGAAGCUAGUCCUGGAUGCCAAGAAUCGGGAUCGUUACACUGGUGGCGACGUGACAAAGAUGCUUAAUCAACACUCGAGCAAGUACCCAGCUCCCAAACAAGGUUACGUCCAGCCACACCGACCGGAUCCAUCGGAGCCGAUAAGUCGAACCGCAAGCGCCCAUUCGGAUGGAUGUUCAAAUCCCCAGCAAAAGCCUAUCAAACAAGAGGUCAAGGAAGAGAUCAAAGAAGAGCCCAUGAAGGAACGCACAUUAGUGCAUCAUGGCAAGCGCAAGUUUGAGCAGCACGGCGAAGGUGUCGAAGUCAAGGGCGAGAGUAGCGAUGUCGACAUGGAGGAUGCACUGUCGGACUGUGCAUCCAAUACUAAUACCCUCAAUGGCGGUAGUGGCCGUUCGACACCAGCAGCAUUUGCAGACGCUUCUCGUGACACAAGCAAGGGUCCCAACGGUACGGCCACUCCAACGGCCAUCGAUCCUCUGCCUGGCGAUGUGAUCGGGGCAAUGGCGAAACCAAAGAUUCGCAGACGGCCGCGUGAACCGCCCAAUCCGUUUAUGACGAAGAAGCCCAGGACUAGAUGA
Molecule: messenger RNA, 5895 nt
Organism: Plenodomus lingam JN3
Lineage: Eukaryota; Fungi; Ascomycota; Dothideomycetes; Pleosporales; Leptosphaeriaceae
Source: RefSeq, a predicted model, not a curated record